Daktulosphaira vitifoliae (grape phylloxera) is the source of this 2122-nucleotide messenger RNA. RefSeq lists its product as uncharacterized. Gene Ontology annotation, cellular component: centrosome. The record is from RefSeq and is a predicted model, not a curated record. The transcript is spliced from 12 exons. The coding region runs from base 1 to 2043 and encodes 680 amino acids. NCBI's taxonomy places the organism in Eukaryota, Metazoa, Arthropoda, Insecta, Hemiptera, Phylloxeridae.
AUGGAUGUAAUCAAAGUUUGGGAUAGUUUGUCAAGAUGGAUAGAAAAAAAUUUAAAUAGAGACAAUGGUAUUCUAAUGAAAGGAAUCGGAUACUUAACUAUAGCUCAAUGGGAGAUAAAUAUUGGUAAAGGAUAUCCAUUUACCAUUAGAAAGCCUGUAUUUGUUGUUGAUGAAAAAUUAACGAAAGAUUAUUGUUUAAAACGGAAACGACCUUACAAUUCGGGGAAGAUUCAUCAACAUAAAUUAAAUCUAUUAUCAGUUUCUAAAGAUUAUGGAUUAGAUGUUAAUAUGGUCACUCAUUGUUAUAAAGAAGUGAUAACAGCGUUUAGAAAGUUAUUGUAUGAAGAGAAAAACUGUGAACUUCCUUUUCCUAGAAUUGGGAAGUUACAAGUAAAAAACAAAAAGAUCACUAUGAAGUUUUAUCUAGAAUUUUUGGAAAAACAAAAUGAAAAUUUAAUUAAUAGCACAGAAGCAAAAAAAAAAAAGUAUUAUGAAACCUGUUAUCAUCCUCGUCGGGACCAAAAACGAUAUAAACUAAAUAAUAGUGAAAGACCUUAUACAGGAAAUUCCAUUAUUUCAAGGCCAGCUUCGUCGUUAUCACAGUAUAAACCGGGAUCUGGCUAUGAACGUGUACUACCAAUACUUAAUGCAAAUUCAAUCAGACCUAGCUCAAGACAAUCAGUAGAGUCGUUUGGAAGAAUCAGCAGACCUUCCUCUCGGCUUUCAAUAUAUUCUCGCGAGUCGAAUAGAUCUCUAUCAAGAUUAACUACUUACGAAGGAGAACAAAAAAAGCCUUUAUCUAGAUCAUCUAUUCGAUCCAACCAAACGAAUAUGAAACAUAGACCCUCGUCUCAAAAUUCUAAUAAUUCGUAUAGAUUAUUAAGACAGGAAACUUGUAGACCUUCUAUUGAUUUGGAUAAGCAGUCUAUUAAUAAAAAGCCUAGUAUUGAUGUAUCAUCAGAGAAAUCUACUCUACCCAAUUGUUCAAAUGAUAUGGACAAAAAAGAUUUACCUAAUCAAAAAUAUUUAGAAAAUAUUGACGACAACUACCUAAACUUUACAGAGAGAGUAGCUGAAACAGAUAUGUGUUAUUUAUGUUGUAUAAGAAAACAAAGACUAGACAACAUAAAUCCUAUUACAACAGAGUUUGAAAAACGACAUAAUUUUAUGCAAGGAGAACAACCGUUUGGCAAAACUACUAAUUAUGAAAUCGAAAAUAAACGAACUCAAAUAAAAGAAACGGCAAAAUAUAAUUACUUAACUGCAAAAAAGUUAGCUGAGGCAAUAAAAAUCGAAAAUGAAAAAUGUACAGAUACUAACGGAGCUUACGUGUUAUAUAAAAGGCCUGAAAGUGUAAAUACUAGUACAAGUAAUAAAAAUUUAUUAAAACAAUCUUUGCUUGAUCAAAUAGAACAAAAAAAAAAAUUCAGAGAAGCUAAAUUAAAAAAAAGUCUAGAAAAAGAAAAACAGUUACAAAAGGAACUUUUGAAAAGUUUGCACGAAGAAAGAAAACGAAAUAUAGAAGCAAAAAUAGCAUCAAAGGCUCAUUUCCAAAAAAUUUUAAAUGAUCAUUUAAAAGAAAAACAGUGUUUAACUGUUAAUAACGUAAAAAUUCAUAACAAAACACCGUUGUCGGAUUCUAUUAUAGGGACAAACAAAAUUCGACCUUGGAGCACUUCAAAAUUAAAAAAAAUCAGAAAUCUCGAAAUAGCGAAUUAUCAAUUGACUCAACGUGAUGAACGUUAUCAAAAAGAACAUGAUCUAAAACAGAAUGAUGUAAAUAAUGAAAUUUGCUGGCUAAAUCAACUUAAAUACGAAGAUGAAAAACUUCAAGCAGAAAUGUUACGUAAAAAGUUAAAUAAAAAAAAUAUGUUUUUUGAAGAUUUAAACAAGUGGUUAAAAGAAAAUAAAGCUAAGCGAGAUAAAAACAAAAUCCCAGGAGCUUAUCCUAUGACAUUCCCUUUAAUCAGAACAUUAAAACGUUGUCGUCAGUGUAAAAAGAAGUUGGGAUAUCUAGCCGAAAAAAUCAGCGACUUAUCUUGAUCAAUGCUAUUAAAUAUUGUGACUGGACAUUAAAUUUUUUUUCUCUUAAUAAUAUAACAUUGUUUUCAUACUUUUUUCU